This is a messenger RNA of Caenorhabditis sp. 36 PRJEB53466, 1256 nucleotides long. NCBI's taxonomy places the organism in Eukaryota, Metazoa, Nematoda, Chromadorea, Rhabditida, Rhabditidae. The record is from the annotation of a GenBank genome assembly.
AUGAACCAUUUCAACGUGAAACCGGAAGAUUUACCGUCCAAAAAGUGUUUUAUCGAAGAACCUGCUGAUAUUGCCCGGUGAGUUGUUUUCAUCUGACAUGCAGCUAAAUUUGUGAAUUUUCCAGGCACACAUUUCUUGAUACAUGUCCGAUUCACUUCGAUCCGACCUGCAACGAUCCGAUAUUUAACCCAAACCACGAAUUUGAAUUUAGAUGCCGGUAUCCAAGUGAGUUUUGUCUUUUAGCGAUUAGAACUGACGAAUAUCUGCCGGUUCAGUGAUGGCAAAUAUGGUUUUGUCGAUAAACUCGACGAGUUUUCUGGAACUGAUGAAAUUGAGAGAUCCGUUCGGACGGGAUUGGUGCAUGAUUGUGUAAGUAUCAAAAUUCUUUUUCAUUUUCAAAGAAAGCGCAUCUUUUCAGCAUGUUCUACUCGGAAAGCUGUCCAUUCUCCGCUCGACUGGCUCCUUACUUCAACCAAAUCGCCGGCAAAUUCGAGAACCUGCUCACAGUCGCCGUCGACGCUUCGGACUUUACAAAGUGACUCAUUUCUAUGAAAAAAACUGAUUCGCUUUUCUGAGUCUUUCCAGAAGCUACCGCCUGAACUUCCGUUACGGAAUCUCCGGCACGCCGACCGUUCUUUUGUGGGUCAAUGGAAUCGGAGUCGCCAGAAUGGCAAAUAACAAUCUGAAUCUGGAGAGCAUCAAGGUAUUUUCUGAGGUUCUAUUUUUUAAUUUGAAAAAAAAAAUUGUUUAGAAUGUGAUUAUUACGCAUACCGAUUUGGUAGAGAAGACAUCGGACGAAGCGAAGAAGGAGUGUGUUCCCGAGAAGUUCUUCAGUGUUGGGGCUGAGCUCAAAAGUGAGAAGACUUCAGAUUUCUCAUGAAUUUGUAAUAUUUCAGAUGUUUCCGUCGUGCUCAAGGAGGACGUUCUGUACAAUGCUCUGUACACGCUCGGAUGCUUCCUCAUCUGCGUUGCCAGUGAGUUGUCCUUGUAAUUCUUCGUCAACAUUCAAUUGUUUUGCAGCAUUCAUCUACCACGUACGCGAACGAAUCCUUCUGAGCGCUCCGGUGCUGCAAUGGUUCCAAUCCAAGUGCGGCGGUCCCCUCUGCGACGAUAUUUACUUCCUCUUCUACGUCGUUCCGCCACGUCAUCAGAGGCCUCCUCCUCCGGCCCCAGCUCCGGAAGCAGCAGAUCCGCCAGCUGCGGUUCCAGAUGAGAACGUCGUCGAACUUCCGCCCCUUGUAGUAGAAGAUCAGUAA